UUUAUUUAUUCUUUUGAGAACAGCUUGUUUAGUCAGUUAUGGAAAAAAAAAUAUUUCUGAGUUUGUAUUAUCACCUCAUUAAUAUUGUUAAUAUCAAGAUUUUGAGGUCGAAUUUCUUCUCCCCCUAUUGCCCCUUUAAAAGUACCAAAAGUAUCUAUCAUGCAGAGUGACAAAGAGCGGUUGUUUAUUUGAUAUUAGGAAUGCCACGGUAAUUAUUGUUUGGUAGUAUCCAGAACACACUGGUAGGCGGAUUUUGUUUUCAGGCCAGGCUAACUGUUUCCCCCCUGUUUCUAAACUAUUUGCUAAGCUAAUUUAACCAGCUGCUGGCUCCAGUGACAUACUUACUUUACAAAUGUGCAUCAAGCCUAACAGAAAUACUCAGAUUGAGAGUUGCAUUAAGUUUUAAAGAAAUCAGUAGUCACGUUGUUUGACUGCAUCAGUGGUGAGACGUUUAGCUUCAAAACUCAAAAUAUCAAAAGCAUCCAGCACAGUCUGUUGACUUAAAACCCUGGAGAUUUAAAUGAUCGUGGUAAUUACAGAAGAAAACCAAAGCUUGUGUUACACAAAUCCUGAAGUGUAAAUGCUGAUCUGCAGAUUUUUUUCACAACUAAAAAGCAAAAUGAUAAUGUGUCUGUGUUGUAUGCAGCUUGUUUAGGCUUGAGCCUCUUCUCUUAUCACACUACAGAAUAGAUAAUAUAUUGCUCUUUUAUCUGAAAAAUGUUAGAACCUUUUCCAUUAGCUUACCAAAAACAAUGUGACCAGGUGAACAAGUCAUGUUUUAUUGUAUUGUAGAUUCUCAUAUUAAUACUUACUUAUUGAAACUAAAUCAAUCCGAUCAGAAACAGAAUCAAAUAACAUCCCAAAGUUCACUUUCAGUCAUCAUCACGUAAGUGUUUCAUUAUCAGGGUUAUUGUUUCAUUAUAAAACCUUACAGCUGUGUCCUUUGGACAACUCAGGCUAGUCCCUCCCCUCUGUGCAUAUUCAUGAUAUGUAUAGUUUACUGGACAGGUAGAACUGAUUAUCACUUAGUCAGACAGCUGAUCACCUGACAGAGAGAACAGAGAGGAAACACGGCUGCAGGAAAAACAUCCAUGAGGACCAAAUCACAGAAUAUGAGAGAGAUGAAGUUUCCACAGCUGCUGCUGAUCACAGUCCUGGGGCUCACAUGGACAACAGUAACCGGACUGCCCUGCACUCAGAUGUUUCCCUCUCAGCCGCCCCCUUCAAAUGUAAACAGUGUUAGACCUUCAGAUGUGGCGGCGCUCUCCUCCAUUGGACUUCACAUGCACAGCACUGAGCUAUCUACAGUGGUAUCACGACUCAGAGAGCUGAUGACAUUCUUCAAUCCUGCACUGAUGAGCCCUCUGUCAGAUGAGAUAAACCUUUACGCCCCUCAUUUUGUUCAACACAGCACACUGGUGGAGCAGGCGGAGGAAGUGUCCCGAUACCUCCAAAACAAUCAGGCCUCUGAUGUGGAGAGCGACUGGAAGCUGCUCCUUCUCUUUGUGCAGGUGGAUCAGCUCUGUGCCUGUGAACCACAACAGGUUCAGUCUGUCAUCAAAGCAACAGUUGAAGAGGUGGACGGUGCUCUGCAGCUGCUGCACUCUCAGCUGAAGCGAACCAUCGUCAGUGUUGCAUUGUGGGAUGGAGAGCGCAACGGAUAUCACAACAAGAUUUGCCAAUGCAUGGAGACAUACAGUGAGGGAGAAGUCAGACUUCAGAGAGCCCUGCUGAGUCUGGCUCUGCAGGAGUCCUUGGAUGAGCUCAUGGUAAAGAAACGUUGGUAUGGCGACAGGGAUGACUUCACUGUCAUUUUGCAGGAAUCGCCGUUCAUCGCAGACCUUUCAUCCAUUUCUAGCGGAAAACCUCUCUCAGAGUCACGGGCCCUACAGCAAACUGACAACCUGAUGGUGCAGAUGUGGACAAACCUGCUGCAGCCCACACGUGUCCAACGCAACACAGACGACAAUGGAAAUAUCAUCGCGUUGCCGUGUCCAACCGAGGACCGACCCUUCCUGAGGACGGAGGGAAACUCUCCUUCAUAUCACCACAGGGAUGCCUCUCCUCUCCUUCACCCAUUCACAGGCACAGAGAUGCCCUGUGAGGACCUCAGCCCUUCACCCUCCACACCCACCUCAGUCCAUGAACUCAGGCCUGGUGAUAUCAAAGUGGUGGCUGCUGUGGGAGACUCUCUGACAGCGGGGAACGGUAUAGCUUCCAGUCCUAAUAACAUCCUGGAUGUCCUGAGUCAGUACAGAGGUCUAUCCUGGAGUAUUGGUGGAGAUGACAACCUCACAACUGUCACCACACUGCCCAACAUUUUAAAGCAUUUUAAUCAAAACCUGACGGGCUACUCUGUUGGCAUGGGCAAGCAGGACACACCUCAGGCCUUCCUCAACCAGGCUGUGGCCGGAGCGAAGAGCAAGAACAUUCUACCACAGGUGCAAGCCCUGGUGGCAAGGAUGAAGAGCGACUCUAGAAUAAAUUUUGAAUCAGACUGGAAGCUGAUCACCGUUUUUAUUGGAGGAAAUGACUUGUGUGACCACUGCUACAACUCUCUGCUUUACUCUGUAGAAAAUUAUAUUCGUAAUGUUCAGGAUACCCUGGAUUAUCUUCACAAAGAGGUGCCUCGGGCUCUGGUGAACUUAGUAGAACCUCUCCACAUUCUCCCACUGAGAGACAUGCACACUGACCCUUCACUUAAAUGUCCAACCUGGCUGGUGAAUAUUCUGUGUCCUUGUGUUAUCUUGCCUAAACCCAACUCCAAAGCUCUUCAAAUGGUGGAGGACCUUAACAGACACUAUCAGAAAUCACUGCAUGAGCUUGUGGAGUCUGGCCAGUAUGACACUCGCUCAGACUUCACUGUGGUCAUCCAGCCUUUCUUCAGAGAAAUCGUCGUCCCUAAACUGCCGGAUGGCCGCCUUGAUCGCUCCUUCUUCAGCGCUGACUGCUUCCAUCUCAGCCAGAAGGCCCAGACACUGAUGGCUCGCUCCCUCUGGAACAACAUGCUUGAACCUCUGGGCAAUAAGACCUUCACACAGGACUUUACCGAAGACUUGAACCUGACAUGUCCAACCCAGACUUCACCAUACAUCCGGACCUAUAACAAUAGUGAUUACAUAUAUGCUGGUCCCUCUCCAACACCUGGACCUAUCACAGACUGGGGAAGUGACUUCUCCUGUGUGGACCUUGCUCCAUCUGACACUGUGCCAACUUCAGUCCAUGAGCUGAGACCAGCAGACAUCAAGGUGGUAGCAGCACUGGGAGACUCUACAACGGCCGGCACUGGGGCUAAGGCAAAGAACAUGUUUGACCUCAGUAAAGAGUACAAAGGGGUUUCAUGGAGCAUUGGAGGAGAUAAGGCUCUAGACACUGUCACAACACUACCAAACAUCUUAAAGAUGUUCAACCCCUCCUUAAAAGGCUUCUCCAAAGGUGUGGGCUCUUUACAAAAGGGAUUCAACAUGGCUGCAUCUGGAGCAAAGACCUCAGCAAUCCCAGCACAAGUCCAAGCUCUCAUCAAGGCCAUGAAGGAGAAUAAGGCAGUGAAUUUUGAAACGGACUGGAAACUUUUGACAAUAUUUGUCGGAGGCAAUGAUCUUUGCCAUUACUGCAUAGACCAAAAUAACUUGUCACCGAUGAACUACAGCCACAAUCUGAUGCUCAGCUUGGACAUGCUGUACAGAGAGGUGCCGAGGGUGCUGGUUAAUGUUGUGGAGAUCUUGCAGAUAGAGCUGUUAAAGACAGUUAAGAGGAACACGAUUAGUUGUUCCCUCCUGCAGAGGACCAGCUGUCCCUGUGUUAUCAACCCAGAUGUUACCUCCCCAGAGCUGGAAGAGAUCAAACGGAUCAAUCACGAGUAUCAGGCUGAGCUCCUGCAACUUAUUUCUGGAGAUCGCUAUGAUGGAAAAGAAGACUUUGCUGUUGUCCUUCAACCCUUUUUACAUAAUUCCUUCAUCCCUUACACUGGCGUCGGUGAGGCUGAUUCCAGUUUCUUCUCUGUGGACUGUUUCCACAUAAGUGAGCGAGCUCAUGCUGAGAUGGCCAUUGCCCUGUGGAAUAACAUGUUGGAGCCCGUAGGCAGAAAGCAGGCCUACAACAACUUCACAUAUGAUCGAUCCAAGAUUCACUGUCCCUCCGAGGUGAAUCCCUUCAUCUACACUAAGAUCAACAGCCUUCCAAGUCCUCCAGUGACCCCCACCACAACUAGCAUCCCCACUUCAACAGCUAGUCCUCCCAUCAACACUGCAACAACUCUCCCUGUGCCAACCUGUCCCUCCUCCAUGCCUGUGUGGGUGCCAGUGAUUGUGGGAAUAGUCUGUUUACUGGCUGGGGUUACUUUUGCCUGGAUGAUUCUCUCCUGCUGUCAGUGUCGGAAAAAGGAAGCAGAGAGAGCUGUAGAAAUGAGACAAAGUGGUUUUUAAUGUGUUUGUUCUUCUCAAGCUGUAUUUAUUGUCAACAUAAUAUUUAAGUCCUUAAAGCUGUGUAAAGCCAUUUUGAACACUAGCAGGCAGGAAGAACACUCAAGCAGCAACAUUACAGCUUUUUUUCUUGCCACCUGUUUACAUUGAGUCAGUUAUUCAAUUGGGUCCACGAUUCCUGAGAAAGUCAUGACACUCGCUUUGUUUUGGGAAAUAUGUGACUUUGUUUGUUUGCUAGUUGUUGUUUUUUUAGCUCUCUGCUGUGUCACUCGAUGCAGCUCAUCUGAAGUUGUAUUGUGGGAGCUAUUGAAAUGAAACUAUUCAUGAUCAUGUGGCUCUUGAAACAAUACGCUGAAAGCUGCAUAGAACUGGAAUGUUGAUUCACUGUUGGAUUGGCAGUACUAGUAGCAUGUUCAGGCUAUAGGGCAAAUAUGAUUAAUUUGUAUCAGAAAUAAUGCUUGAUGCUGCUAGAUGUAUGUAAAAUAUUUGUGAUUUUUAUACUGUACAGAAAUGAUUUCCAAAUGUCCUUGACUGACUCUGUUGAAUCCAGAUGUCCUGUACAUUUCUCUAUCCUCAUUUUUAUUUAUUAAUAAAAUGAAAUGGGUACAAUA
Messenger RNA from Acanthopagrus latus (yellowfin seabream), 5032 nucleotides. Its product is annotated as phospholipase B1, membrane-associated-like. The record is from RefSeq and is a predicted model, not a curated record. Gene Ontology annotation, biological process: phospholipid metabolic process. The transcript is spliced from 42 exons. The coding region runs from base 1092 to 4424 and encodes 1110 amino acids. NCBI's taxonomy places the organism in Eukaryota, Metazoa, Chordata, Actinopteri, Spariformes, Sparidae. Gene Ontology annotation, molecular function: glycerophospholipase activity.